Messenger RNA from Cucumis sativus (cucumber), 582 nucleotides. RefSeq names its product glycine-rich protein 5. The transcript has a single exon. The record is from RefSeq and is a predicted model, not a curated record. Bases 81 to 416 code for a protein of 111 amino acids. Lineage: Eukaryota; Viridiplantae; Streptophyta; Magnoliopsida; Cucurbitales; Cucurbitaceae.
UGCUCACACGUCCAUUGGUCAACAACACACACAAAACACACAACUGUACGUCUCCUAGACGAAGAAUUAAGAAGAAGAAAAUGGCCAAAUUGUUCAUUGCUUUGCUCCUCGCUCUUGUAGCCACUCAUGCCCUAGCUAGACCUAUUACGCCGGGCACCACCUUCGACGACCAAAAGAACUUCCUCACUUACGGUGGCCUCGGUGGCUACUCUGGCAUUGGCAGCAAUGGCCUCCCCUUUGGUGGGAUGGGAGGUGUCAUUGGAGGAACUGGGCCCGGUGGUCUCGGCGGUGGCCUCGGUGGCGCUACUGGAAUCGGUGGACUUGGAGGCCCGGGAGGUGGAGCUGCCGGUGGACUCGGAAGCGGAGCUGGUGGUGGAGUUGGUAUUGGCGGUGGUUCUGGUCUUACUAAUCCUUGAAGUUAUUUUAAUCUCGUUUUAUUUCUACUCAAAACGUUGUUAGAGUGUGAAGUUUAGUUAUUUUAAUUUGCCUUAAGUGGACUAGUAUGAAUCUAUGCAUUUGUUAUGUUUUCUUUCUUUAGUUCAUCAGAAUUUCAUAAAAAUUUAUUGUUUGAUGUGAAGCUAA